CUCGAAAGCCGAUAAAGUGGAGAAARGUUUUCUGUUCUUCAAACAUUGAAGUUCAAUAUGAAACUCUAUUGCUUAAGCCAGGCACCGAACUCGCCAUGUUUUGUGUUCCAGUUCAAGCAGACAACGAUCAUGUUGGAUUGUGGGCUUGACAUGUCCAGUGUCACRCAUUUCUCUCCGUUAUCUUUAGUUAACAAUGAACAGUUAAGCUCUCAAAAGUCUUGGACAACGAGAGAACUGCAAGACAUAGAAGGAUUUACAUCUCAAAAUAAUUUGAAAGAAGUUUCUGGUAGGGUAAUUAUUGAUGCAGAACCAGAAGUUUGUCCACCAGAGACAGGUUUAGUGGAUUUUUCAACUAUUGAUGUGAUUUUGAUAUCAAAUUAUCAUUUCAUGAACGCACUGCCAUAUAUCACAGAGUAUUSUGAUUUUUCUGGGAAAAUAUACGCAACAGAUCCAACUAUUCAAAUAGGAAGAGAUUUUAUGCUUGAGUUGGUAAGCUUUGCUGAAAGAGUUCCAAAAGUCAGUAAAGGAAGCAUGUGGAAAGAGACUGAUGUUUUGAGGUGUCUUCCAUCGCCACUGUGUGAUAUCAAGAGUGCCAAGGCAUGGAGGAAGUUAUACAGUAAGCAUGAUGUCAAAGCCUGCAUUUCUAAAAUUCAAAGUGUUGGUUACAGUGAAAAACUCGAUCUUUAUGGUGUUCUGCAAUUAACUCCUCUCAGUUCUGGAUUCUGCAUAGGAAGUUGUAAUUGGGUUAUUAAGUCUGAUUAUGAAAAGAUUUCCUAUUUGUCAUCGUCUUCAUCAUUCACCACUCAUCCACUGCCAUUAGAUCAAGCACCUCUAAAAAACAGUGAUGUUGUUAUCACUACCGGGCUCACUGAAGCACCAACAUCSAACCCAGAUGCAAUGCUUGCUGAGUUCUGUUCACAUCUAUCAACCACUCUAAGAAAUGGAGGGAAUGUUUUAGUUCCAUGCUAUCCUUCGGGAGUACUGUAUGACUUGUUUGAGUGUCUAUAUUCCUACCUGGAUAGUGCUAAUUUGAUGACCAUACCAAUCUAUUUUAUUUCUCCUGUCGCUGACAGUUCACUGGCUUACUCUAAUAUUUAUGCAGAAUGGUUAUGUCACAGUAAACAGACUAAAGUAUAUCUCCCAGAGCCUCCCUUCCCACAUGCCGAGCUUGUAAAGAUAGGAAGACUAAAGCAUUUUCCAAGUUUACAUGGUGGUUUUAGUGGUUCAUUUAAAACACCAUGCAUCGUCUUCACUAGUCACCCUUCAUUGAGGUUUGGUGAUGCUGUGCAUUUCAUGGAAAUGUGGGGGAAAUCAAGCGCAAAUACAGUAAUAUUUACAGAAUCUGACUUUCCUUACCUGGAAGCCCUAGCACCUUACCAGCCUCUUGCCAUGAAGGCGUGCUAUUGUCCAAUUGAUCCUCGAUUAAACUUCAGCCAAAUMAAUAAACUUCUCAAAGAACUGAAGCCUGGUCAUGUCGUUAUCCCAGAUGAAUACACGCAUACCCCUACCCUACUCCCCCACAGGACAGAUUUGACGAUUCAAGACAUGGAGUGUCCGAUAUCAACGAUCAGUCAUCUUGAUGUGUUGUCACUGCCUAUAUCAAGGGAAUACGAAAAGGUUACUCUCGAUAACUCGAUCAGUCAMUUACUUCACCCUUACGAAGUGCGUCCAGGUGUGGCCGUUGCUACGGUAACAGGUACCUUGGUAACCAAAGAYAACAAGUACACKCUAGAACCUCUUUCAUUUGGAUUAGAAGACAGUAAAAAAGAAUCCAGAAGCGAUAUAGCCAAGCAUCAACAAUCUCGUCAUCUUUGGGGAACAGUUUUGGUUGAAGAUUUCAUACAAUCGCUCGCUAAGCGAGGAAUUCAUGAUGUUAACAUCGAAUCUAGCUCUWGUGGACACACAAUUCACCUUCCAGAGGAUGAUGCCAUGAUCCAGCUGGAUCGAGGAAGUACGCACAUUAUCACCCAUAGCAACGAAGGGCUCAGAAUCCGMAUCAGGGAUGCACUACUUGAUUGUCUACCACAAUUUUAGGAAGAGUAGAAAAGAAGUAGAACGAGAAAUUUGGUUUGUAUAUAGUGUAGUUAAURAUAAAUUAGAUAUUUAGAACAAUUACCUCUUGUCUAAUAUAUUUAAGUACUUUUUGAGAAACAUAUAUUCCUUUGUGAUAUAAAUUUUGAUUGGCCGGAAAAAAACUUUCUCUUCGUCAAAAUCACCGGGCUGCCUGUGGAAAUAAUGUGACGAUUGCGUGACAACCCAUGACCUCAGUUCAGCUGAGUAAUUCAAUGUAGACAAAAUGGCUUCAACUUCAGACAYCGACAUUGAUAGUACUCAAUCUGCGAAAGAAACAGACAAUUAUAACACCAAGAAAUCGACCAAAGGUUGUAAACUUUUAUUCGAAGAAUAUCUAACGGAAAAUAAUAUCGAAUUUCCUUCAAACAGCGAAGAAUUGUCAAACGUUUUGAAAAGGUUUUAUGUGGAAGCGAGGCGAAGAGAUGGAAAUCAGUACUCAAAAAACUCUCUUUCUUCGAUACGYUUUGGAUUAAAAAGACACUUCAAGGAUAUUUUACAAGURGAUAUUGUGAARGAUAAAGAAUUUCGUGAGGCGAAUCGGGUUUAUGAAKCRCAGUGCARUGARAGAGAAGGSAGUACAGAACAUAUACCAGCUCUCAACGACGAGGACAUAAUAAGACUUUACGAAUGUGGCGUCUUCGACACACAGAACCCCACCACUCUACAGAACAAAGUAUUCUUUGAGUUAAUGAUGUUUUUCUGCCUUCGAGGAAGAGGAAUCUUACGCCAUUUGAAGAAAGACCACUUUCAUGUAGAAAUGGACGAUGAAGGGAGAAAAUGCAUCGUGAAGUUAUCAGACGACGGCGAUCAAUCUGAUAACGAAGGYGUCAUGGUAGCAAAUAAUGGACCAUUUUGUCCAGUACGUUCUUUUGAAAAAUACCUAAGUCACUUAAACCCACUGAAUGAGUUCUUCUUCCAAAGACCGAAGCAAUCAGAUCAAUGCAAUGAUGGUCAAGUAUGGUAUGAAAAUGUUGUUGUUGGUCAACAAUCACUUGGUAAAAAGAUGAAAUUYAUUUCUCAACAAGCACAACUAUCAACUGUGUACACGAACCAUUCUAUACGAGCUACAGCAGUUACCAUUCUCAACAAAUGUGGGUUUGAYCCACGUUGUAUUAUGUCUGUUAGUGGUUACAAGACUGAAAGCUCAGUCAAGAGCUAUAUGGAAAGACCAMACAGCAAGUCCUAACUGUCAUAUGAGGACAUUGCUGGCCUGUUCUGCUCUCUUAAAAAA
This is a messenger RNA of Exaiptasia diaphana, 3304 nucleotides long. RefSeq names its product integrator complex subunit 9 homolog. The coding region runs from base 58 to 2034 and encodes 658 amino acids. The record is from RefSeq and is a predicted model, not a curated record. Gene Ontology annotation, cellular component: integrator complex. Gene Ontology annotation, biological process: snRNA processing. The transcript is spliced from 24 exons. NCBI's taxonomy places the organism in Eukaryota, Metazoa, Cnidaria, Anthozoa, Actiniaria, Aiptasiidae.